UCAGAGUCUGAUCCUCUGCAGAGAUCAGAUGGAUCCAGAAAACCAGAUGGAGAACCGAGACGGUCUCUGGUUCUGGUUCUGACUGACGAUGGAGGAACCCAGAACAGAACCUGGUCCAAUCAGCAUCCUCCACCUGAUGGAGCUCCUCCCCCUCAACAGGUUUGUCUGCUGCUCUGAUCCCUUGAUGUGGAGGAAGGAGGCGGGUUCAGCUCAGUGACAGCAGCUGAACUGAAGCUUCAGAUCAGUCAGAGCUACGAUGAGACCAACAUCUCUACCAGCUUCACUCUUUCUGACCUUCUUGGUGUCCUGCACAGUGGCUGAAGUUCUCCCAGUUCAACUGACUGUGAAUCCCAGCAGAUCUCAGUUCUUCAGAGGAGAAUCAGUGACUCUGAUCUGUGAGGAUGAAAACAGAUCUGAAGGAUGGACUGUGAGGAGAAACACAAGCAAAGGAACCAGGACUGAAUGUAAAGAUGGAUGGGGAGAAGAUGAUGGUUCUACCUGUAACAUGACCUUCCUCUUCCCAGAGGAUACUGGUGUGUACUGGUGUGAGUCCAGGUCUGGAUCCUCCAGCAGCAGCAGCAGCAGCAUCCAGCUCUCUGUCUCUGGUGGAUCAGUGAUCCUGCAGAGUCCUGUCCUCCCUGUGAUGGAGGGAGAUGACGUCACUCUGAGCUGCAGAGCAAGGAAUCCAACCCACAACCUCCCAGCUGCUUUCUAUAAAGAUGGCUCCUUCAUUGGUGAUGGAUCAUCAGGUCACAUGACCCUCCUCCAUGUUUCCAGCUCUGAUGAAGGCCUCUAUAAAUGUAACAUCAGAGGUCAUGGAGAGUCUCCAUCCAGCAGGAUCUCUGUCAAAGAGAAACCAUCAACCACAUCUUCCCCAUCAACUCCUCCUCCAUCAUCAUCAUCAUCAUCAUCUUCCUCCCAGUUUCUCCUCUAUGGUCUCUCGUCUCUAUCAGCUGUUGUUCUACUGGUUUUACUGGUUUUCUUGGUCAAACGUCACAUUAACAGGAAAUCUAAAGAUGAUCAGGAAGAUGGAGAGGAAAGUUUAACUUACAGUGAUGUUCAAAUAUUACAGAGGAAACAACAGAAACCAAACGGAGCUCUGAGGCGGCGCUGCUUCACUACUGUUCUGUACGCCACCAAGACAGAAGAAGAAGAAAAACUUUGAUGCUGAAACUCCUGGAGACAGAAAAUGUUGUUGAUGUGAAACUGGAUCCACUGACAACAGGAAGAAAACAUCAGUUCUAUAACUCAGAGAGCUUUCUGUAAUAAACUGGAAACAUUAGAAAGUUGUUCAUUCACAAGAAUCUGAUUUAUGAUUCUUACAAUAAAUUCAUGCAGAAGAAUAAAAUCAAGUCCAGAAAAAUGUUCACCUGUCCAUCUGAAUAUGUUUGAGUUUUUCUCUGUAAGGCCUCAUGAAUGUAUUUCAUGUUUCAUUCUCAGUGUUCAGUCUCAUGUUUUCAGAAACUGUUUGGAUUUGAAAUGUCUGAAUGUUAAAACC
Messenger RNA from Gambusia affinis (western mosquitofish), 1498 nucleotides. RefSeq names its product high affinity immunoglobulin epsilon receptor subunit alpha-like. Lineage: Eukaryota; Metazoa; Chordata; Actinopteri; Cyprinodontiformes; Poeciliidae. Bases 257 to 1165 code for a protein of 302 amino acids. The record is from RefSeq and is a predicted model, not a curated record. Gene Ontology annotation, molecular function: transmembrane signaling receptor activity. Gene Ontology annotation, biological process: cell surface receptor signaling pathway. The transcript has 8 exons.